AUGUCGAUUCUAUUACCUCCCACCAUUGCGAUCAAAACAGGCUGGGGUACUGCCAACGUCUACAUGAACUACAACGAUGAUUCUGAUUCUCAGACUAGGGGCUUCCUCAAAUUCAAUGGAGGGAAUGUUUUCAGCCCCCUAGCAAAGUUCGAAGUGGUGGCCGCAAAUACUGGAAUAGGAAUGGUGCAUAUAAGAUGCUCUCACAAUAAGAAGUUCUUGCGAGUGAGGGCCCAGGGCAGUGGGUACAUUUCUCCAGACGCUGAUGAACCAGAAGAAGACCAAUCAAAAUGGUCAUGUACGUUAUUCCAGCCCAGACCUGUAGAUGGCAAUCCAGACAGCGUUCGGUUGUUCCAUGUCCAACUACAGAAAUAUCCGGUGUUCAGUAACUCUUAUUACUUUUGGGUGGGCUAUAAUAAUCCAGCCCAGCAGGAUAUCCUGGAAAUCAUUGACCUUGAAUCGUUAGUGAUACUGCCGAGGCAUGUGGCCUUCAAAGGCCAUAAUGGAAAAUAUCUCGGAACAGUAGAGCUGAACAACCAACGGUAUCUGGCAUUCGAUUACGCUGCCAAGGGUCGCCCUGAAACCUGGUUCGAGGUAUCCACCGAUGGUCAUGGAAGGGCACAGAUCAUGUCAAACCACACAAAGACAUUUUGGAGGAACGCGGGUGCUACUAAUUGGAUUUGGUCUGAUGUAGAAAGCGCCAACGACCUCACAACCCACAGCAACUUUUGGCCUGUGAAGGUCAACAAUAAUACCAUCGCUCUCAACAGCUCCACCAACAACAAUUUUUGCUCAUUGAUCGCCCUUAAUAGCACAACAGACUGUCUCAACGCUGCCUACUCUAGCAUUGCCCCCGAGUCACACCUGGUGAUGGAAGAACUCGUGCUCUCCAGAAGCAUCUACAAUGCCGAUUUCGACCUCGCCAAUGCCAUAAUCUAUGGCGAGACCCCGGUGACGAUGGCCACUGUUUGA
This is a messenger RNA of Rosa rugosa (rugosa rose), 969 nucleotides long. RefSeq lists its product as uncharacterized. Bases 1 to 969 code for a protein of 322 amino acids. The transcript has a single exon. Lineage: Eukaryota; Viridiplantae; Streptophyta; Magnoliopsida; Rosales; Rosaceae. The record is from RefSeq and is a predicted model, not a curated record.